AAUGCGUGCUGCUUUUUGUGGGCAGAACAUGACACGUUCGUGGCGCGGGAUCUUUGUUUUUCCAUAACGUACAAGUUUGAAGAACGAUACGAACACGCAAAAGAACAGGAUUGCACAUUUAACGGGAACGUGAAGCCACACCACAUUUGCACAUUGUCAUCAUUCUUUUCCAUUCAGUACACGUUAACCCGGGUCUGUGACCAGGUUGUCAUCCUUGGACCAUGGCAAUGAGGAGUGAGGCCAGUGUGGAGACCGUGGUGGAAGAGGAAGAAAACUAUGGACCACAGCCUCUGCGCAGACUGGAGCAAAGUGGAGUCAGUGCCAGUGACAUCAAGAAGUUGGAAGACGCUGGUUUCCACACCAUUGAGGCCGUGGCCUAUGCACCUAAAAAGGAGCUUCUCAACAUUAAGGGCAUCAGUGAGGCCAAGGCUGACAAAAUUCUAGCUGAGGCAGCAAAGUUGGUGCCAAUGGGCUUCACCACAGCCACAGAAUUCCACCAGAGGAGAGCAGAAAUCAUUCAGAUCUCAACAGGCUCCAAGGAGCUGGACAAAUUACUCCAGGGUGGGAUUGAGACUGGGUCAAUCACAGAGAUGUUUGGGGAGUUUCGAACAGGGAAGACUCAACUGUGCCACACGCUUGCUGUCACAUGUCAGCUACCUAUCGACCAGGGGGGUGGAGAAGGUAAAGCCAUGUACAUCGACACAGAAGGAACUUUCAGACCAGAGCGGUUACUUGCUGUAGCAGAAAGAUUUGGGCUCGUAGGCAGCGAUGUUUUGGACAAUGUGGCCUACGCCCGGGCUUUUAAUACAGACCACCAGACACAACUACUGUAUCAAGCGUCUGCCAUGAUGACGGAAUCCAGGUACGCUCUGUUGAUCGUGGACAGUGCCACUGCUCUGUACAGAACAGAUUACUCAGGGAGGGGAGAGCUGUCUGCGAGACAAGGACAUCUAGGACGAUUCCUCCGCAUGCUGCUCAGGCUUGCAGAUGAGUUUGGUGUCGCCGUAGUCAUAAGCAACCAGGUUGUGGCACAGGUUGAUGGAGCAGCCAUGUUUUCUGCAGAUCCUAAGAAACCCAUUGGCGGCAACAUUCUUGCUCAUGCCUCCACCACACGACUGUACCUGAGAAAAGGUCGAGGAGAGACGAGGAUCUGUAAAAUCUACGACUCACCGUGUCUGCCAGAGGCUGAAGCGAUGUUUGCCAUCAAUGCCGACGGUGUGGGCGACGCCAAAGACUAAGCGUUACUAACAGCUGAUCAUUGUCUCACGAUUCGGAUGAAGAAAGGGCUGAUGGGAUUGUGAUGCUCCUCAGCCUGACGUGUUGGACAUCAAGACCUUGUGGGAUGUCUCUUUGUAUUCUACAAAUGACAUGAAAAGUUAUAGAUUAUUUGUUAUUUUAUAACAGAACACGGGAGGAUAUCCUCCC
Messenger RNA from Cynoglossus semilaevis (tongue sole), 1425 nucleotides. It is a transcript of the gene rad51, whose product is annotated as RAD51 recombinase. The transcript is spliced from 10 exons. Gene Ontology annotation, molecular function: ATP hydrolysis activity; single-stranded DNA binding; DNA strand exchange activity. Lineage: Eukaryota; Metazoa; Chordata; Actinopteri; Pleuronectiformes; Cynoglossidae. The record is from RefSeq and is a predicted model, not a curated record. The coding region runs from base 222 to 1238 and encodes 338 amino acids. Gene Ontology annotation, cellular component: condensed nuclear chromosome. Gene Ontology annotation, biological process: mitotic recombination-dependent replication fork processing; reciprocal meiotic recombination; double-strand break repair via homologous recombination.